AUGCUGCUAUUUUGUCCAACUUGCGGCAAUCUAUUAUUGGUCGAAGAAAGUGCGAAUUGCUUACGAUUUUCGUGUGGUACAUGCCCUUACAUCAGUAACAUAUCACGAGUGGUGAAAUCGCGUAAUUAUCCGAAGUUGAAGGAGGUUGAUGCGGUUAUGGGUGGUUCGGCUGCAUGGGAGAACGUUGAUUCAACAGACGCUGUUUGUCCUGCCUGCAAUCACGGUCGAGCCUAUUUCAUGCAAAUGCAAACCCGGUCAGCUGACGAACCGAUGACAACAUUUUACAAAUGCUGCAACGCAUUGUGCGCCCACAAUUGGCGUGAUUAA
Messenger RNA from Sitodiplosis mosellana (orange wheat blossom midge), 327 nucleotides. RefSeq names its product DNA-directed RNA polymerase III subunit RPC10 (gene Polr3K). Gene Ontology annotation, molecular function: DNA-directed RNA polymerase activity; zinc ion binding; nucleic acid binding. The record is from RefSeq and is a predicted model, not a curated record. The transcript is spliced from 2 exons. Gene Ontology annotation, cellular component: RNA polymerase III complex. Gene Ontology annotation, biological process: termination of RNA polymerase III transcription; DNA-templated transcription. Lineage: Eukaryota; Metazoa; Arthropoda; Insecta; Diptera; Cecidomyiidae. Bases 1 to 327 code for a protein of 108 amino acids.